This is a messenger RNA of Serinus canaria (Common canary), 3082 nucleotides long. It is a transcript of the gene NFS1, whose product is annotated as NFS1 cysteine desulfurase. Gene Ontology annotation, biological process: [2Fe-2S] cluster assembly. Gene Ontology annotation, cellular component: mitochondrion; cytosol; nucleus. The transcript is spliced from 13 exons. NCBI's taxonomy places the organism in Eukaryota, Metazoa, Chordata, Aves, Passeriformes, Fringillidae. The coding region runs from base 23 to 1378 and encodes 451 amino acids. Gene Ontology annotation, molecular function: cysteine desulfurase activity; pyridoxal phosphate binding. The record is from RefSeq and is a predicted model, not a curated record.
CCCACUCUGUCCGUCGCGCGCUAUGCUGCUGUGGCGACGCUUGGCGGCCCUGAGGGGCGAACGAGCCCCGCGGCGGCUCCGAGCAGGGGGACCGGGACCGGGAUCGGGAUCGGGAAAGGGAUCGGAACCGGGACCGGGUCCGGGGCGAACCAGCGAUGGCGGCGCUGCUCCUCGGCCGCUUUACAUGGAUGUCCAGGCCACUACCCCUCUGGAUCCCAGAGUCCUGGACAGCAUGCUCCCAUACCUGACAGCCUACUAUGGCAACCCCCACUCCAGGACCCACGCCUAUGGCUGGGAGAGUGAAGCUGCCAUGGAGAAAGCAAGGCGGCAAGUUGCAGAUUUAAUAGGAGCUGAUUCACGGGAAAUUAUAUUUACCAGUGGUGCAACAGAAUCCAAUAAUAUGGCAAUUAAGGGUGUUGCAAGGUUCUACAAAUCCAGAAAAAAGCAUAUAAUUACUACGCAAACAGAGCACAAGUGUGUGUUGGAUUCUUGUCGUUCCCUGGAAACAGAAGGUUUUCACAUCACAUAUCUACCUGUUAAAAAAAAUGGGCUCAUAGAUCUGAAGGAGCUGGAGGCUGCAUUCCGGCCUGAUACAAGUUUGGUUUCUGUAAUGACUGUAAAUAAUGAAAUAGGAGUAAAGCAGCCAAUUCAUGACAUUGGUGAGAUCUGCCGUGCACACAAGGUUUUCUUCCACACAGAUGCUGCACAAGCAAUUGGUAAAAUUCCUAUGGACGUCAACAACAUGAAAAUUGACCUAAUGAGCAUCAGUGGCCAUAAAAUUUAUGGGCCCAAAGGGGUUGGUGCUCUCUAUGUUCGCCGUCGACCACGCGUCAGGCUAGAACCCCUGCAGAGUGGAGGAGGCCAGGAGAGAGGACUGCGGUCUGGGACUGUGCCCACACCUCUAGCAGUGGGACUGGGGGCAGCAUGUGAAGUGGCGCAGCAAGAGAUGGAGUAUGACCAUAAACGAAUCUCACAAUUGGCAGAACGACUGGUUACAAAAAUAAUGAGUGAAGUUCCUGAUGUAGUGAUGAAUGGAGAUCAAGAGCAUCGCUAUCCAGGAUGCAUCAAUUUAUCUUUUGCAUAUGUGGAAGGAGAGAGUCUUCUAAUGGCUCUGAAAGAUGUGGCUCUGUCUUCAGGAAGUGCUUGCACAUCAGCUUCUCUGGAGCCUUCUUAUGUUUUGCGGGCAAUCGGAACAGAUGAAGACUUGGCUCACUCAUCUAUAAGGUUUGGCAUCGGUCGUUUCACUACAGAAGAAGAAGUGGAUUAUACAGUGCAGAAGUGCAUACAGCAUGUGAAGAGGCUGAGGGAAAUGAGCCCUCUAUGGGAAAUGGUACAAGAUGGAGUUGACCUCAAAAGCAUUAAAUGGACUCAGCACUGAGAAAACAUUGCUAUCUGUGGACUAGAUAUGGAUUAAAAGUGCAUUUUUCUGUACAGUCUUGAGCAAAUUAUGCAGCACUUCUGUUUUCUGACACUUGCAGUUUGACCAGAGAACUACCCUUUCAGACCACAAAAUCUAAGAAGUCAAAAAUAAAACUAGUUUUUAUUUUUGGAGGAAGGAGAAAGGCAGGCUGAUCCAACACUCACUGUAUUUCUAUUGACACACAGAAAUUUAUGCUAAAACGUAAUUUAUUCAGAUAUGUAUUUUCUAAUGAGAAAAUUAAAUCAGCAUGUUACUCCUAGGCCAGUGAAUUCUGGCAAGAGGUUUCUUCUUGGUGUAAUUUGUCCCAAGUCACUGUUAUGUUUGCAACACAGACCUGUUGCAAAUUUGUUCUGUUUGAGGUAGAUAUCCUGCAACAUCAGCUGGGUUUUGCCUCUCAAAUGCCUUGUACUGCAAGAAAUUCUCAGAUAGGAGGACACUUGGAUUUGUAGAGGAAAGCGAUGCCUCAGUGUGGCUAUGUGCCUUCACAGAUAAGUUUUAUGUGUAGUUAAGACCAAUUUUUUUCUAAAAUUGAGAGUAUUUUUGACUUAUUUUCCUUGUUUUUCUUUGUGUAUGCAUGCAUUAAUUCAAAAGAUUCUUCUGUGUUCCAGAGUUUAUGAUACAAUCAUGAUGCACUUUGCUGUUCCCUCCAUUGGGUUUUUUCCAUGCAAUAUUUUCUCCGUGAGGAUAGAAAACUUGAAUGACUGGAGGAAGGGAUAGGCAGAAUAUGUCAGCUUUGGUGGCAGCACCAGUUAGAUGGGAGCAUGAGUGGUAGAGGUGGUGGGGAGAACAGAUACAGUGCAAUGUCUUAAGGCAGUCUGGGGUUUUGUGGGUUUUUUUUUUUUCCUCCCCUUUUCAUGAGACCUUUGCUGUUACUUGGUUUGCCUAUGGGCCCUUGGUUUCUGCCCAGCUCAGUCAGUAUAUUUUGACUGGAGAUAAGAAAAAUAAGGACAUCUGGCACUGGAGUUUUCUUUGUCUCACAGACUGUACUGUCUGACUAGAGAUUCACAUGGGCAUCCGUUCCCUGCACAUGCUGGGGGAAGUAUUUGUUAAAAAGGGUUUGAUGAGAUUAAAUUGUAUGAGUGUUUCUCCUUUUUUCUCUUUGGUGAUCUUUCCAGUAAGAAACCCAACCCUGUAUGGCAAAGUGCCUUUUUUUCACUGCAUAACAAAGAGCUCUCAAAUUAGUUGUGUUGAUUGAUGGACGAUAUGUGAGGUGCUGAAUUUGGUAUACCCCAUAGACAAUAUGUUCACCUUCAGUUUGGGAUGGAAUCUACCUCGAGGAUCAACUGUGUUGUGUAAAACCUGAAGCUGAAUCUCACAAGAUGGAUUGUGUUGCAGAAGCUUGUGCAUUUUUUGUAACUAAGGACAGAUUUAGUUGUUUGUAAUGCAAAGCUAAUUGUUGAUUGUUCUAUUUGAAAUUACAAGUUUUGGUAGUUUUAAUAUUGUAGUGGUGGCACCUUAUGUUUCAUCACAAUAUUUUUAAAAAUAUCAUAUGCAUAAAUAUGUUUUAGCGGUGUUGCAUGUACUCUUUUUCAUCCUUGGGCCAUACAUAUUUUCUAGAUUAAGCAUGUGAUAACAUCCUUUCCUAGCAUGUUUUAGAAAUAUAUGUUAAUGAAUUGUUCUUUUUGUUUUGAGAGUGAUAAAAAAUUACAGAUAAGAAUUAAA